Dermochelys coriacea (leatherback sea turtle) is the source of this 2673-nucleotide messenger RNA. RefSeq names its product RNA binding protein, mRNA processing factor (gene RBPMS). Bases 339 to 821 code for a protein of 160 amino acids. Gene Ontology annotation, molecular function: mRNA binding. Lineage: Eukaryota; Metazoa; Chordata; Testudines; Dermochelyidae. The transcript is spliced from 7 exons. The record is from RefSeq and is a predicted model, not a curated record.
UCGGCCCACGUGAUCAGCUGCAGGACUGGCACGUGCAAUCCUGUACGAUCCUCCAGCAGCCUUCCUGGGACGGCGAGGUCAUUAGGGGCUCAGCAAGCCUCUCCCGGCACGUGCUGUAACACGGUAGAUGCAUGGGGAGCGCUGCGAGAGGCCUUGCCUGACAAGUCUUUGCUAAUAGCAAGGGACUGUGUUCGCUGAUGGGAGGUGCUAGCUCUGUUUCCUACACCUCAAUAGCACUUAGUGACACUGGCUCUUCGGGAGGGCCGUGUGUCUGAGGCUGAGACCGCCAGGCGGUUGGUAGGGAAUGUGGCACUCAGAAGAUCUUUUGGCUUUUGUAAAUGAGACUGUCGAACUGUAGCCUGAGAAUGGCAUGUAACUUGGCAGAUGCCUUAUUUGGUAGUGGAGUGGAGUGGAAACCCCAGCAACUGCCUCCUUGCAGCCAGAUGCUCAGACCCAAAUCCCUGAUCCGUCGUGGGCAGGAGCUGGGAGGACUCCUGCUGGAAUCUCUGCAUUCUACGUUCAGGGUGCGGAGCAGGUGGACGAGAGCUCCACUGGACCCAGGGACCACAAGGACAGAGGUCCGGACUCUCUUUGUGAGCGGUCUUCCCCUGGACAUCAAACCGCGGGAGCUCUACCUGCUCUUCAGACCCUUCAAGGGUUAUGAAGGCUCUCUUAUAAAACUCACCUCUAAACAGCCUGUAGGGUUUGUCAGCUUUGACAGUCGCUCAGAAGCAGAAGCUGCUAAGAAUGCGCUGAAUAUGCGCUGGCUCCCUCCCUCAGAGGCUGCUUCUCAGGGCUGGAAGUCCCGUCAGUUCUGCUGAAUACUGUGUAUCAGGUGUGUGAUGGUGGCUACAAUCAGUCUUGUGGGUAUUAAUGGAGCCUUUGAAGGUGGCUACUGGUUUCUCAUGCCCUCCUGCAAAACUACAGUGUGCUGGCUUGAAAAACCUCACACAAGUUUUGAUUCCUUCAAGACUUUGCCACAGCCUCUAUCACACAUCUGCUCUCGUAGAAGAAAAAAAAAGCAUACAAACUAAUGUUUUCCUUUUUUACACUGUAUUAUUGUAAGGAAGAGUGUUACUUGUGAAAGCACGGUCGGACAGUCAUUGCUGUAUAGUUUGAAAAGUAUUUUCAAACAAAAAACAUAAAAAAGCAAACUAUAAAAGCAAAAAGAGAGCAAGUAUUUUUAUACCAAACAUUAUGCGUAUAAUGAUCUUACACCGGGUUAGAUCACCAGUUUUGUGCUUGACUUUUGAAUGCGUGCAAUUAAGAUUCUCUCAUUUUUCUUUUUUGUAAGCUGCAUGUUCAAGACGUUUUUAAAUCUUGUCAGAAUUAAAUAAUUGUAUUGUUAGGUUUAUAGGUAUUGUGCUCAGCCUUGGCGAAGUUAAAAUGUGCUAAACUACAGAUCUGAGUAUAUUUACAGUAUUAGGGUUUUAUUCCCCAGUGUACCAUAUUCUAUCAGGCAGGACAAUCAGAAAACAACUUAGUAUAAUUUGUCUACCUUCGGGCUACAGUUACAGCUUGCAGUGUGAGGCUUUAGUCUAGCAGAGAGCUGUGCAGGGAAAAGCCAUGUAUGGAGCAAGUUGAGACUGUUAUUAAUGAGAGCUCUCCCUGUGCUCUCUUCAUGUACACUUACAUUUGCUCUGUCACAUGGUAUCUUUCCAGGGGCAGGAAGGGCUGGUUCCAGUAACUGCUUGAAAUUUUUAUUGGCAAUGUAAACUGCUGUAAUGGGGAAAAAUUGACCCCAAUUCAGCAACACACUCAAGAACAUGCUUAAGUCUAGUUGAAGUUCAUGGGACUUAAACACAUGCUUACAGUUACACUUAAGUGCUUUGUUGAAUUUGGGCCUUAAUGAAUAGUUGAUGCCUGUCCAGCUCCUUGCUAUGUAAUUUACUGGUAUUUUCAAUGCAAAAAUGAAGCCAAAAAGGGAAGCGUUGGCAUUUUCUGCUAAACCCUGUUCUUUACUCCAGUCAUUGUCUUGAAGCAAUAUUUGUAAUGUUUACUGAGAAUACUGUACCAGCAACAAGAAGCUUAUUUUAACAGUACAUUCCUUUUCCCUGAUUGCUUUUCACUCUGCACAGGAAUAGAAUAUAAAAAUGAGUCUUUGUUUUCUUGUAAAAGGAUUGACAACUCCUUACCCCUACAGACGACUCUCUCUCUCCACCCACUCCCCCGUAAGGAAUGCUCUGCUGCAGACUGCACUGAUUGGGUCAAGGCCCUGAUUGUUGACAAGUGUGGUGAAAGUGUGCUCACAAGUUUCCCCCUAGUUUUGUUCACAUUGUGCUGAACACGUAGUGAUGUCAGUGUUUUUAUGAUGACAACACAAUUGUUCUUUGUGGAAAUGCAGAUGUUGAGAAUUCUUCAGUCCGAAGACCACAAUGGUAGUUGAAAGCAUAAGACAGAAAAACAUCACUUCUACUUUUGUUUAAACAAAGUGACAAGGAGAACUUGAGAACAAAUUAAAUUCUAAGGCAAAUGUUGAAAUAAAUCUAAACAGAAAUGUAUAAGCAUUCUAACCAAUAGACUAGUUCUUUAGAAAACAGAUUUUCUGUAUUUGUUUUGGGAAAUAGAGGAAAGAAAAACUUCCACAUUGUCUACUCUGCUUUUUUGAAAUAUGUUUAAAGGUACUUUUCUAUUGUAAUUUUUAAAAAAUAAAACAAUGAUUAUUAUAACUUA